UCUUUCGGGCCGCAGUGCACGCCGGCCUAGCGGAGGACGUCCGAGAGCACCCCGCGCAGCGCGGCUGGCUCUGCGGCCUAUGCGAGCAGGCAGGCGCCUCGGUAUCAAUCAUACGGGCGAACGGCGCGCAGAAAGUCCAGGACCGGCCACGGCCACUCGUAAUCCGGAGCCCCAGAGGCCGCAAAGACGGUACCAUUUCCUCAGCGGCGGAUGAGGAAACAGAGGCCCAGAGAGGCAAGUGGUUUGCCCAACAUCAUGCAGCUAGUUAGUGGCAGAGCUGAGACUAGAGGCUAGAUCUGCUGACUCUGUCUGCUCUUUCCACUACACCAGCUCCUGGACCUGACUGCCACAGUAGGAUGAAGUAAUAUGAAUAAAACAUGAUUUCUCCAGUAAGAAUGUCUUUCCCUCCUCACUUGAAUCGACCUCCUAUGGGAAUCCCAGCUCUCCCACCAGGUAUCCCACCCCCACAGUUUCCUGGAUUUCCUCCACCUGUGCCUCCAGGGACCCCAAUGAUUCCUGUACCAAUGAGCAUUAUGACUCCUGCUCCAACUGUUUUAGUGCCCACUGUGUCCAUGGUUGGAAAGCAUUUGGGAGCCAGAAAAGACCAUCCAGGCCUAAAGAACAAAGAGAAUGAUGAAAACAGUGGGCCCACGACUACAGUUUUUGUGGGCAACAUUUCUGAGAAAGCCUCUGACAUGCUAAUUAGGCAGCUCCUAGCCAAAUGUGGUUUAGUUUUGAGCUGGAAAAGAGUUCAAGGUGCAUCUGGAAAACUUCAAGCCUUUGGGUUCUGUGAAUAUAAAGAACCUGAAUCUACCCUCCGUGCUCUUCGGUUAUUGCAUGAUCUUCAGAUUGGUGAGAAGAAGCUCUUAGUUAAAGUUGAUGCGAAGACUAAGGCACAGUUAGAUGAAUGGAAAGCGAAGAGGAAAGCGUCCAAUGGGGUUGGUGAUUUUUCUGAAUUUGCCUUGUUUCCCAAGAAUGCCAGGCCAGAGACUACAAAUGAUGAGGAUGAAGCCUUAGAUGAAGAAACAAAAAGAAGAGAUCAGAUCAUUAAAGGGGCCAUUGAAGUGUUAAUACGGGAAUACUCCAGCGAGCUCAAUGCCCCCUCCCAGGAAUCUGACUCUCACCCCAGGAAGAAGAAAAAGGAAAAGAAGGAGGACAUUUUCCGCAGAUUUCCAGUGGCCCCACUGAUCCCUUAUCCACUCAUCACCAAGGAAGACAUAAACGCUAUAGAAAUGGAAGAAGACAAAAGAGACCUGAUAUCACGAGAGAUCAGUAAAUUCAGAGACACACACAAGAAACUGGAAGAAGAGAAAGGCAAAAAGGAGAAAGAGAGACAGGAAAUUGAGAAAGAACGGAGAGAAAGAGAGAGGGAACGUGAAAGGGAACGAGAAAGGCGAGAACGGGAACGAGAAAGGGAAAGAGAACGUGAACGAGAAAAGGAGAAGGAACGGGAGCGGGAACGAGAGCGGGAUAGGGACCGAGACCGGACCAAGGAGAGAGACCGAGACCGGGAGAGAGAGAGAGACCGAGACCGGGACCGGGAAAGGAGCUCAGACCGUAAUAAAGAUCGGAGUCGAUCCCGAGAGAAGAGCAGAGACCGUGAACGAGAACGGGAAAGGGAAAGAGAGAGAGAACGGGAGCGUGAGCGGGAAAGAGAACGGGAAAGGGAAAGAGAGAGAGAACGGGAACGAGAGAGAGAAAAAGACAAGAAAAGAGACCGAGAAGAGGAUGAAGAAGAUGCUUAUGAACGGCGAAAGCUAGAGAGAAAAUUACGGGAGAAGGAAGCUGCUUAUCAAGAGCGACUUAAGAAUUGGGAGAUCAGAGAACGGAAGAAAACUAGAGAAUAUGAAAAAGAGGCUGAAAGAGAAGAAGAGAGACGACGAGAAAUGGCAAAAGAAGCCAAACGGCUAAAAGAAUUCUUGGAGGAUUAUGAUGAUGACAGAGAUGAUCCUAAAUAUUAUAGGGGUAGUGCACUUCAGAAAAGACUGCGUGACAGGGAGAAAGAAAUGGAAGCAGAUGAACGAGAUAGGAAGAGAGAAAAGGAGGAGUUAGAAGAAAUAAGACAGCGUCUUCUGGCAGAAGGACAUCCAGACCCAGAUGCAGAACUCCAAAGAAUGGAACAAGAAGCUGAAAGGCGCAGGCAACCACAAAUAAAGCAGGAGCCAGAGUCUGAGGAAGAGGAAGAAGAGAAGCAAGAGAAAGAAGAAAAACGAGAAGAGCCCAUAGAAGAAGAGGAGGAGCCAGAGCAAAAACCUUGUCUUAAACCAACCUUGAGGCCCAUCAGCUCAGCCCCAUCAGUUUCAUCUGCUAGUGGCAAUGCAACCCCCAAUACUCCUGGGGAUGAAUCUCCCUGUGGCAUUAUCAUCCCCCAUGAAAACUCACCAGAUCAACAGCAACCUGAGGAACACAGGCCAAAAAUAGGAUUAAGUCUUAAACUGGGUGCUUCCAAUAGUCCUGGCCAACCCAAUGCUGUAAAGAGAAAGAAGCUCCCUGUGGAUAGUGUCUUCAACAAAUUUGAGGAUGAAGACAGUGAUGAUGUACCCCGGAAAAGGAAACUGGUUCCUUUAGAUUAUGGUGAAGAUGAUAAAAGUUCCACGAAAGGCACUGUUAACACAGAAGAAAAGCGCAAACAUAUCAAAAGUCUCAUUGAGAAAAUCCCGACGGCUAAACCUGAGCUCUUUGCAUAUCCCCUUGAUUGGUCUAUUGUAGAUUCUACAUUAAUGGAACGCCGAAUUAGACCAUGGAUUAAUAAGAAAAUCAUAGAAUAUAUAGGUGAAGAAGAAGCCACGUUAGUUGAUUUUGUUUGUUCUAAGGUUAUGGCCCAUAGUUCACCACAAAGUAUAUUAGAUGAUGUUGCCAUGGUACUAGAUGAAGAAGCAGAAGUUUUUAUAGUCAAAAUGUGGAGAUUAUUGAUAUAUGAAACAGAAGCCAAGAAAAUUGGUCUUGUGAAGUAAAACUGUUUUUACAUUUAGGUUCCAUUUCAAAUUUUUUCUCCUUUUCCGCCAUUCAAAGGACUUUGAAUUUUAUCUGUCCUCAAAAGACACUUGUGAGAUCUGUAAUUUUUUUUAAUGUAGAAAAUGUGAAAAAUUUUUUGGUCCUCUGCUCUGUUAAGACCCCUCUGUUCUCCCUCGGUUAUAGAGUUAUCUGAAUCCUACAUUGGUUCUCUUUAUAACUCACCAGGUACAAUUACUGGUAUGUUUUAUAAGCUGCAGCUACUGUACAACGCCUCUCUGAUAAUCUUGUUCUGCUAAUUUGUUCCUUGUAAAUAUUAAAAUGACUCCCUGGUUCUUUUGCAAAAUUGCACUUAAUGUUGAAUUGUACCAGUUAGAAAACCAAGAUAAUCAUUUUUUAUUGCAAGAGUAUCAGCCAUCUUUUAUAACCUCCCCCACCCCCCAGUGCCCUUUUUAAUUUAAAAACUGAUCAGAAAUGGCAAGUCCUGUUUAAGGUAUAGAAUUUAAAUUAGAAUGUAAGAAUGUGUCAAGUGGGUAACCCACUCUUCUUUAAACUAUGUGUGUAUGAGCAUGAGUGAAUGUAUGAAUGUGUCCCUCCCUCCUCCCCCCCCCCCCCCAUUUGUCUUAGGGGCAGCUGCCUUAAACAUUUCAUGAUUCAGGAUCCUAAAGGGAAAGUAGUGAUAUUGUGCCAACCUUAAUGUCUUGGACAAUUGAAUUGUCAGUGUCUCAGUGCAUGGGAUUGUAUUAUGGUGCAGCAUUCUGUUGAACAGGAUGGGGUUCCCCUGUUUAGCUGGCUCCUUCAGCUUUUCUCUUGAGGGAGAAUGAGUCAUGCAGAGCUUUUUACAUUUCUUUAGGCUGAUCAUUAAUUUCUAGAGCACAUUUUUUUUACAUUCAUUGGCUUUAACCAUUAUAGCUCCAUUUAGUAUCUCCUUAUAAAAUCUCAGCUUUCUAAAAAAAUUUUUUAAAGAAAAAAAUUCUUUUAAGAAAUGUUUUUCUUUAAAAAAAAAAAAAAGACCAAAAAAAGCCAAUUUCAACAUUGGGAGAAAUGGGAGAAAACAUUAAUAUAUUUGGACAUAACAAUUUAGAAAACAACAUUUUGGCAUCCAUUUAGACAUUUUUGACCACUGAUUAUUUUUUUUUUUAGUUGUAAGGAGACUGUAUGGCUUACCUUUUUUUAAAAAAAUAUAUACAUACAUGGAGACUUUGUUUUACCUCUACAUAUCCAGGUUAAAAAUCUGAUGAUGUGCAUAAAGAUAUACCAUGGGCUGUCUUUACUGUAGGACAGAACUUCACCAGGGAGCAAAACAGGUCAACCUGUUUAGAAAAGCAUAACUGUGACCCUGUAUUACUAGAUUUCUUUCAUCUUGAGGGGACAUUUGAAAACACUGUUCUUAACAAAUGGGAACGUGAAAAGGUUCCACCAUGUAAAUAUUUCGAAUAUUAAAAAAUGUAUAUAUUUGAUCUGGGGACUCAGAUUCUUUCAGAGUCUUGUUAAAUAAAUGGCAUCAUGUUAUAAUUGUGUGGUGCAGACUAGAAAACUUAAUUUCAAAAUAUGGGAUGAGUUUUUGUGGGGUUUUCACGAAUAUUUUAUGGGUAUUUAGUAAAGAUAGAAGUACUAUCUUGUUUUGAGUGGACCUCCUUUACAUGUGUGGAAAUGCCUUUAUUGUCAUAAUGUUUUAAAUUUUGGUUAAGGUGAAAACUUAAGGAAGAAAUCCAGUAUCAUUUUCUAAUUACAAAAUAAGAUCUCUAGAAAGGGACUAUUUUCCUGAAUUGUUUUUUCUUUAAUCUUUGUCCCAUUUCAGUGAUAGAAAUUGUUUGGAGAAUAGUUACAGCCAUGUUUUCUUUAACAUAGUUAACACUUCUUUUGACAUGUUACUGGAGAAUUGCUUCUACUUCAUUGGUCCAGUAUGCCAUUUUCAAAUUUUAUUCUAGUAGAUUUAAGCUAUCUUGUCUUUUACAUAUUUAAGUUUGAUUUUUAUCUAUAUCAUUCUUUUCAUGGUUAUGUUUAUCUUUCCCCUCCACACUUACUGUAUAUUGUCCUUCUGGAAAUGUUGGCUUCAUAUACUGUGGAAAAUUCGAAUUGGGAAGAAAAACUACAUAUAUGAAAAACGUGAAGGAUUCUAGGAUUUUUUUUUUUUUUGGUGAGGCAAUUGGGGUUAAGUGACUUGCCCAGGGUCACACAGCUAGUAAGUGUUAAGUGUCUGAGGUCAGAUUUGAACUCAGGUACUCCUGAAUCCAGAGCCGGUGCUCCAUCCACUGCGCCACCUAGCUGCCCUGGAUUCUAGGAUUUUUAAAACUGAUAGUACAUAACUGAAAACAUUUUAGAUCUACUUAAGAAAAGUCUAAAAAUGUUAACACUAAUAUUGAGAGGUUGGUUUUAAAAAUAUUAUUUAACAUGCUUUUAUGACUGGUACUGUAUAUUGUUUUAUCUGACACAGCUUUCACAGAAACAUGCACACAGUUUUUUGUGAAUGGAUUGGACUUCCUGGAUUGUCUGCCUAAGUAAUUAGACCAUGCAUUCAUUCAUCACUUCAUGGAUUUUUAUCUUAGUUGUGUACUUCCACAUUAGAGUGCUGUGAAACAGUUACACUGCUAAGCAACUAAUAUAGGAAAUACAGCAUAAUCUUUUGCAUACCUUGGAUUUUGUGACCAGGACCCUUUUUCUUCCCCCUGGUUUGACAUCUUAAAAAAUCAUUUUGAAUAUGCAAUUUCUGCAGAAGCAUAUUUUAAAAAAAAUUAAUAGAUGCUGUUUCUAUACAUCCCCACAAUUCCUCCAUCUCGUAUUUCCAGUUGAAUCUCCAAUGUUAGAAUCCCCAAAACAUUGAAAAGUAACGACAAUGAAGUGAUUGUUACUGAUAAUGAAUCAAACUUUACCCUGUAAUAGACUCAUGUUCCUUAAAAGGAGGGUGUCUGCUGUAUUAGUACCAAGUUUGCCCACUGUUUUUGAUCUUGAUUUGUUGCCAUUUAAAGUCUUCAUUAAUGUCUAGCUACUAGUAGUAACUGUGUGUUAUCAUAGGACCAUAGAUCUAAAUCUGGAAGAUACAGAUUAUCUAGUCUAGCCUCCUUGUUUUACAAAUGUGUAAUGUGUAAAUUCUGAGGUCCAGGGAGAUUGUGACUUGCUUGAAUUCAAGCAGUUCAUAAAUGUCAGAAGUGAGAUUUAAACCCAAGUCCUCUGACCUCUGAACCAGUGGGCUUUCCAUUAUGCCAUGCAACUAACUAUAUUCUCUAUCUCAAAUUUAAUUCCACAAAUGGUUUAUUUAGUUUCCAGGCAGUGCUAGAGUCUGCGGAUACAAAGAUAAAAACAAAACAAAUCCUUGCCCUCAAGGCAAGUGAGGCUGUGGUUUUCAAUCUGUACACAAACAAAUAAAGGCUAAUUUCAGGAAAGAGCAAGCAAAACUGGUGGGAUUGUAGCACUUGAGUUUAAGUCUUAAAGGAAGCUAGACAUUCUGAGAGAAGUGAUUACAGCGCAUGUCAGAGAGACGGUCUAUGCCAAAUGAGGAGAUACAGUGUAGAGGUUGAGGAAUAGUUAGGUCAGCAUGGUUGCAACUUUUUUUCUGUUUUGUAUACUCUCCAAUUCUUCAUAUUUGUCAUUCCAUGUAGUACAAAAUGUUAUUUUACACAUAUACCAUAAUUUAUUCAGCUGUUCCCCUGUUGUACAUAUAAAAAUUUCCCAUUUUUGCUCUUAAAAAUAAUACUACUAUAAAUA
Dromiciops gliroides (monito del monte) is the source of this 6657-nucleotide messenger RNA. It is a transcript of the gene RBM25, whose product is annotated as RNA binding motif protein 25. Gene Ontology annotation, cellular component: spliceosomal complex. Bases 378 to 2954 code for a protein of 858 amino acids. NCBI's taxonomy places the organism in Eukaryota, Metazoa, Chordata, Mammalia, Microbiotheria, Microbiotheriidae. The transcript has 20 exons. The record is from RefSeq and is a predicted model, not a curated record. Gene Ontology annotation, biological process: mRNA processing; regulation of alternative mRNA splicing, via spliceosome. Gene Ontology annotation, molecular function: mRNA binding.